Messenger RNA from Labeo rohita (rohu), 4705 nucleotides. RefSeq names its product gastrula zinc finger protein XlCGF7.1-like. Gene Ontology annotation, biological process: regulation of transcription by RNA polymerase II. Gene Ontology annotation, cellular component: nucleus. The record is from RefSeq and is a predicted model, not a curated record. The coding region runs from base 2441 to 4330 and encodes 629 amino acids. Gene Ontology annotation, molecular function: DNA-binding transcription factor activity, RNA polymerase II-specific; RNA polymerase II cis-regulatory region sequence-specific DNA binding. The transcript has 10 exons. NCBI's taxonomy places the organism in Eukaryota, Metazoa, Chordata, Actinopteri, Cypriniformes, Cyprinidae.
UCAUGAUUAUUUGUGCAUCCUUGUUUCCUUUCCUCGCAUCUUAGCUCCAACACCCUUACGAUAUGAGGGAAGGAUGCAAUCAAAAGAACGGUUAUUUGUGCAUUUGAAUACUCAUGACCACUCAAGCUGUGGUAAAGGGAUUUGCCCUUAUACAGUGGUAUGCCAAAGUUUGGGCACCCCUGUAAAUUUUCAUCAUUUUCCUUUAUAAAUCAUUGGUUGUCUGGAUAAGAAAUUUCAGUUAAAUAUAUCAUAUAGGAGACAAACAGUGAUAUUUGAGAAGUGAAAUAAAGUUUAUAUGAUUUAUGGAAAGUGUGCAAGAAUUAUUUAAACAAAAUUAGGCAUGUGCAUAAAUUUAGGCACCCUUGUCAUUUUAUUGAUUUCAAUACCUGUAGCACUAAUUAUUAGAACUCAAAAUUGGUUUGGUAACCUCAGUGACCCUUGACCUCCAUACACAGGUGAAUCCAAUCAUGAGAAAGUAUUUAAAGGAGGCCAAUUUUAAGUGUUUCUCCUCUUUGCAUCUUCUCUAAACAGUGGCAACAUGGGAGCCUCAAAACAACUCUCAGAUGACCUGAAAACAAUGAUUGUUGAACAUCAUGGUUUAGGGGAAGGAUACAGAAAGCUGUCUCAGAGAUUUAAGCUCUCAGUUUCAACUGUGAGGAACAUUGUGAGGAAUUGGAAGACCAGAGGCAUAGUUUUAGUUAAGGCCAGAAGUGGCAGACCAAGAAAAAUCUCAGAUAAGCAGAGGCGCAGGAUGGUGAGAACAGUCACAGUCAACCCACAGACCAGCUCCAAAGACCUACAACAUCAUCUUGCUGCAGAUGGUGUCACUGUGCAUCGUUCAACUAUUCAGCGCACUUUACACAAGGAGAUGCUGUAUGGACGAGUAAUGCGGAAAAAGCCUUUUCUCUGCACACGCCACAAACGGUGUUGCUUGAGGUAUGCUAAAGCACAUUUGGACAAGCCAGCUUCAUUUUGGAAUAAGGUGCUGUGGACUGAUGAAACUAAAAUAGUUAUUUGGGCAAAACAAGGGGCGUUAUGCAUGGCGGAAAAACAACACAGCAUUCCAAGAAAAACACUUGCUACCUACAGUAAAAUUUGGUGGCGGUUCCAUCAUGCUGUGGGGCUGUGUGGCCAGUGCAGGGACUGGGAAUCUUGUUAAAGUUGAGGGUCGCAUGGAUUCCACUCAAUAUCAGCAGAUUCUGGAGAACAACGUCCAGGAAUCAGUGACGAAGUUGAAGUUGUGCCGGGGCUGGAUCUUUCAACAAGACAACGACCCUAAACACUGCUCAAAAUCUACGAAGGCAUUCAUGCAGAGGAACAAGUACAACAUUCUGGAAUGGCCAUCUCAGUCCCCAGACCUGAAUAUUAUUGAAAAUUUGUGGUGUGAUUUUAAAGCGGGCUGUCCAUGCUCGGAAACCAUCAAACCUGACUGAACUGGAGAUGUUUUGUAAAGAAGAAUGGUCCAAAAUACCUUCUGCCAGAAUCCAGACUCUAAUUGGAAGCUAUAGAAAGCGUUUAGAGGCUGUUAUUUCUGCAAAAGGAGGAUGCACAAAAUACUGAGUUAAUUUUUCUUUUGUGGUGCCUAAAUUUAUGCACAUGCCUAAUUUUGUUUAAGUAAUUCUUGCACACUUUCCAUAAAUCAUAUAAACUUUUUUUCAUGAUAUAUUUAACUGAAAUUUCUUAUCCAGACAACCAAUGAUUUAUAAAGGAAAAUGAUGAAAAUUUACAUGGGUGCCCAAACUUUGGCACACCACUGUAUAUAAUAAACAUUAAUAAAGCGAGAUUGGAACAUAUGACGUGUAUGGUGUUAGCAUAUCCUAAUGACUAAUAUCGAAUUUGGAAACGUCCAAAUUAACCUGAAAAAAAUAUGUAACAAAAGAUAGUUAUUUAUAAAUGCAAUAUUACUAUAUACACAAAAAUAACACUUGCAUAGUAUGUGAUUUUUAUUGAUGUGUUAUUAUAGUAUUUUAGUUAUGUUCAGAAAUAGAUUUUAUUUGUGAUGAUCCUGUAGUUUGUCUCAGUCUGUUGACACACAAUGAAAUGUGCUUAAUGUGCCAAUUUACAGAAGAUCUCAGACAUCAUCAUAAUGAAUGAACUAAAAACAGGGAACUGUUGGCUUUUCAUCAGCUCAGUUAAUGAUAGUCUUGUUGUCAGGAGAGAUUAUUUAGUGUAGAUUAAGUGAAAAUAAUGUCAAAUAAGUACAGUAUUAACACAUUAUGUCUGUGAAAAAUCUUCAUAAAACAUAAAAACCCUACAUGUAUGUUUGCAACCAUGAGUUUCCAGCAGGUGGCAGCAAUACACUAAAGUGUUUUCGAGUUUUCCAUACAAAUACAAAAGAGCAAAAACACAACGAGCAGAAGAGAGAAGCGGAGAGUCGAGUGCUGAAAUCUGAGACAUACUAUGGUAAAAAUUGAGUUUAUUAAAAGAGGAGAUUGACGAUAUGAGUGAUCCAGAAUCAUCCAGAAUAAAAUAUGAAGAUACUGAAGAACAAACAGGAACAGAAGUUAAAGAGGAGAUUGAAGACAUGAGUGAUCCAGAACCAUCCAGAAUAAAACAUGAAGAUACUGAGGAACAAACAGGUACAGAAGUUAAAGAGGAGAUUGAAGACAUGAGUGAUCCAGAGCCAUCCAGAAUAAAACAUGAAGAUACUGAGGAACAAACAGAUGAAAAUCAUCAUUUUGACUAUCUUCUACAAAAUAGUGGAUCCUACAUGACAGGUACAGAAGUUAAAGAGGAGAUUGACGACAUGAGUGAUCCAGAACCAUCCAGAAUAAAACAUGAAGAUACUGAGGAACAAACAGACAGGUUUGAAAUUAAAGAGGAGAUUGAAGACAUGAGUGAUCCAGAACCAUCCAGAAUAAAACAUGAAGAUACUGAGGAACAAACAGGUACAGAAGUUAAAGAGGAGAUUGAAGACAUGAGUGAUCCAGAACCAUCCAGAAUAAAACAUGAAGAUACUGAGGAACAAACAGGAACAGAAGUUAAAGAGGAGAUUGAAGACAUGAGUGAUCCAGAACCAUCCAGAAUAAAACAUGAAGAUACUGAGGAACAAACAGGAACAGAAGUUAAAGAGGAGAUUGAUGACAUGAGUGAUCCAGAACCAUCCAGAAUAAAACAUGAAGAUACUGAGGAACAAACAGGAACAGAAGUUAAAGAGGAGAUUGAAGACAUGAGUGAUCCAGAACCAUCCAGAAUAAAACAUGAAGACACUGAGGAACAAACAGACUGGAUGGAAGUAAAACAUCAAAGACAUGAGGUGAAUGAAGUGGAGGAGGAACACUGUAAAAUCACAACUUCAAGGAAAAAAGUGAAACAGCUGCACACCUGCACACAGUGUGGAAAGAGUUACUGCGAAAAAAAAUAUAUUAAGAAGCACAUGAGAAUCCACACUGGACAGAAACCGUACACAUGCCCUCAAUGUGGAAAGAGUUAUACAGAUGCAACUGGACUCAAUUAUCAUCUGCAUGUUCACUCUGGAAAAAAGCCAUUUAGCUGUGAUCAGUGUGAUAAAAAGUUUAUUUCAUCAUCAAGUCUAAAAAAACAUCUGAAAGUUCAUUCAGAUGAGAAGCCUUACUUGUGUUCUUCCUGUGGAAAGAGUAUUAAAAGUCUGCAAAGUUUUAAACAGCACCAGAAAACACAUAAUGAAGUGAGAGAUCAUAUGUGUUUUAAGUGUGGGAAGAGCUUUACUACAGCUGCCUGUCUGAAACAGCACCAAAGGAUUCAUACUGGAGAAAAACCUUACAAGUGCUCAUACUGUGACAGGAGUUUCACUCAGUCUGGAAACCUGAAAUCACACGAGCGAGUUCACACUGGAGAGAAGCCGUACCACUGUACUCAGUGUGGGGAGACUUUCCAGUAUAGAUCAGGUCUCAAAAAUCAUCUUCACAUUCACUCUGAAAAGUCAUCAUUUAGCUGUGAUCAGUGUGGUAAAAAGUUCAUAUAUUCAUCGCAACUAAAAACACACCUGACAGUUCAUUCAGAUGAGAGGCCUCAUGUGUGUUCCUACUGUGGAAAGAGUUUUUCAAGGCUGGAUCACUGUAAAGAGCACCAGAAAACACAUGAUGAAGUGAAAGAUCAUGUGUGUUGUGAGUGUGGGAAGAGCUUUACUAAAGCUGACUUUCUGAAACGGCACCAAAGAAUUCACACUGGAGAAAAACCUUACAAGUGCUCACAUUGUGACAUGCGGUUUAGUCACUCUGGAAAUCUGACAAGGCACAAGCGAGUUCAUACUGGAGAGAAGCCGUACCACUGUACUAAGUGUGGAAAGAGUUUCAGUCGGUUAGCAGAUCUAAUGAUUCAUAUUAAAAAGCAUUGUUCUGUGUUAGAGUGAACAAAUGUUUUCUACAUCAAUAUUUAGUUAACUUAUUUAGUUAAUAUGAGAUUGGCUCAAAUAAACUAGUUUUGCUGUGAAAUGACAAGAUCUGUGGAGAAGCAAAAGUAUUUAGUCAUUUUAGUCUUACAUUGAUGUUUUUUUAUUCUUUGAUUGAAUGUCUGCUCAUUAAUACACUGAUAAAGAAACACUUAAAUUAAAAAAUGUGACAAAACCCAACAACCAGUCAUUUGUCAGUUUAUGAAACAAUUCCCCCAAAGACUUUCUGACCUUCUUUGUUGCAUAAUUUCAAUGUUUAAAUUAUAAAUGCAAUACUAUUAUAUGCAAUAUAAAAGUUGCAUACAGGAUCUGUAAUGAUGCAAAUAAAAUGUAUAU